Molecule: messenger RNA, 2301 nt
Organism: Nerophis ophidion (straightnose pipefish)
Lineage: Eukaryota; Metazoa; Chordata; Actinopteri; Syngnathiformes; Syngnathidae
Gene: dcph1
Product: acidic residue methyltransferase 1
Exons: 5
Coding region: 53-1408 (451 amino acids)
Biological process (GO): DNA damage response
Cellular component (GO): cytoplasm; nucleus
Molecular function (GO): phosphatase activity
Source: RefSeq, a predicted model, not a curated record
CAGCAAUAAAGUUUUGUUUUGAAUGCCGAAGCUUUUAAUACUAGUGUGAAACAUGGCGGCCGACCAGACCGGCAACGUAGUUCCUCCUUCCCUGUCAGCCAAAGUGGUUGGGUCAUUUGCUUAUUUGACGGUGAGAGAUCGACUGCCUACAAUCCUCACUAAAGUUGUCGAUACAAUCCAUCGUAAUAAAAACAAGUUUUUUGAAGAAUAUGGAGAGGAGGGGAUCCAAGCAGAGAAGCAAACCAUCUCCCUGCUGUCCAAGCUGAGAAAUGAGCUGCAAACAGACAAACCCAUCCUUGCCUUGAACGACGGCCUGGCCGAUGCGGACUCUUGGAACCAGUACCUGCUGAGGCAACAGGAGCUGCAGGGUGACCAGGAGGCGGUCAGCUGGUUCAAGUCUCCAUGGCUGUUUGUGGAGUGUUACAUGUACCGCAAAAUACAGGAGGCCCUCUGGCUCAACCCACCCAUCAGUGAUUACGACGUCUUCAGUGAGAGUAAGACUCAGAGCUUCUUUGAGUCUCAGCAGGCGAUGAUGACCUUAUGCACAUACCUUGAGGGCAUCAACAAGAACUUGGGCGAUAUUUCUGAACAUCACCUACAGGACCUUUUCAACAAACUGCUACAGGUUUCUCUGUGGGGAAACAAAUGUGAUCUGUCCAUUUCUGCUGGGAUGGAGAAUUCACAGAAGUCCAGUCCCAUCGACUCUCUCGUCAGCCUGCAGCCGUUCAUCUUAGUGGACCAUUCAGCUGCUGUGUGGUCUACCCUAAUUUCUGCCCGGCGACAAAGACAGUCAGGGAAAGCGGGCUCCAACCAAGUGGACAUUGUUUUAGACAAUGCUGGCUUUGAGUUAGUAACUGACUUGGUCCUCGCUGAUUUCCUGGUGUCCUCUGGUCUGGCCCGCGAGGUCCGCUUCCUUGGAAAAUCCUUUCCGUGGUUUGUCUCUGAUGUGACCGCCAAUGAUUUUCAUUGGACCAUCCGGCAGAUUACGGCAGCCAAUCACAAGUGGAUGUCUCAGGUAGGAGUGCGGUGGCAAAGCUACAUGAAGGAAGGAGUGUGGUCCUAUCACGACCAUCCCUUCUGGACACAACCACAUGAGUUUUGUGACAUGGCAACCGACGCUCCGGACCUGUACGCCACUCUGCAGGAGGCCAACUUGGUGCUGUUUAAAGGCGAUCUCAACUACAGGAAGCUGGCAGGUGAUCGAGACUGGGACCAUACGGUGUGCUUUGAAGCAGCAUUGAGAGGCUUUGAGCCGUCGCCCCUGUGCAGCCUCAGGACCCUAAAGGCUAAUAUUCAAGUGGGUCUGCAGCCAGGCCAGGGGAGCAAGCUCAGUUUCCAGGAUCCAGACUGGAUGACCAGUGGCAAAUACGCAGUUAUUCAGUUCUACAGCCCCAAUUCAGAACUGUAAGACUGUUCUUUGUAUCAGCCAUUAUCUUGAAGCCAUUGAACCAUGUUUGUGUUUCUCUCAGAGGGCACUUGAAUAUCACUUUUGGAUUCCUCUUUUUUAAACAUCUUGUGAUUAAGUUGAACGUUUGGAUCAAGACAACUGGAGCAAGGCAAAGUCCAGAGUUACCUCGAUUUAACCUUUGUGGAUUAUUAAGACCUGGAUUACUAAGAGGGUUCUGCGUUAUGUUGGAGAAUUUCAAUAUCUAGCACCGGAAAUAAGCUUACAAUCACUUAGUUUUCACCAUCAAACUUUUUUUGGCAUGCAAGCUAUUUACAGGUUAAAGUGCCAAGGCUAAGGUUCAACAAGUUGGACUCAGUAAAUCUUCACAAUUGAUCUCAAACCUUUGGGGAAAUUGUUUACUAGGAACAAGGCGACAAAACAAAUGGAAACUCACAGCACAGCACUUGAUGAAGGCUUCCCAAAUAAGACAAAUAAUUGUACGUCCCAUUCCCAACACAGCACAAAAAGCCGGUCUACUAAAUGUCCUCCAACCCAGAACCAAAUUAAAAAAGGAAAAAACUAUCACAUGGUUGAAAAGAAAAAUUUGACUUUAUAUCAUAACCUGUGAAAGCCAUUCUGUAUAAUCUUAAACAAGUAUUUUCAUUCCUUAAAAAACUGACUUAUUGUUUGGGUUGUUAUGAAAAGCUCACUUAGCUCUUAGAAUCAAGAUAGUUUUCAGUGCAGCAUGCCUCAAAUGUAUUUUCUUUUGCUAAAUCCUUGUGGUAUGUUGACAGGUGAAAGAGAUAACGAACUUCCACUACCUUGUUUUGCCUUCAGCCAAGCAUGGGGACAGUGUCAUGUACUUAAACCACAUAAACUUGAUGCAAUAAAGACAACAGUGUAUGUGUGCUCCA